This is a messenger RNA of Cajanus cajan (pigeon pea), 1197 nucleotides long. RefSeq lists its product as uncharacterized. Lineage: Eukaryota; Viridiplantae; Streptophyta; Magnoliopsida; Fabales; Fabaceae. The record is from RefSeq and is a predicted model, not a curated record.
AUGGAAGUCCCUAGGGAUUUCAGACCUUUCUCGGAAGCCAUAGAGGCCGAGACCAUUCCGAGGGAUCAUCGGGUCCCCCAGGUGGAACCUUUCGACGGGACCCAGGAUCCUAACCAACACUUGAUGGAUUUCCGAGCUCAAAUGCUGAUCUGUGAAGGGAGUAUGGAAAUCCGCUGCAAGCUGUUCAUGGGCACGCUCAAAAAGGUGGCCCUUGAUUGGUUUAGUGGUCUUCCUGACCGAUCAAUCACCGAUUUUGACGUCUUUAGUCGGCUUUUAAUGGCACAGUUUGCGGCCAACAAAAAGAAAUCGCCAAUCACGUCAGAUUUGUUUGAUCUCAAACAACAACGCGAGGAGUCGUUGAAGGAUUUUCUGCAAAGGUUCAAUGAGGUUGAUUUGAGGAUAGCGUCCUUGGAUGAAAAGAUAGCGGUCAUCGCAUUCCAGAAGGGUCUAAGAUCUGGUGCUUUCGACAUCGCACUGGAGAGAGUGAAUUGCCAAAUGAUGUCAGAGGUGAGAGCUUUCACCCUAGGUCACAUUAAGACGGAGGAAGGACAAAUCAAUAAGAGUGUGGACAAAAGCCGAGAAGCAGGGGGUAACAAUAAGGAAGAUAAUAAGCACCUCCGGGUACGCUCGGAUUGGAGUAAGCGACGUGAUCGCUACAAUGUGAAGGAAGAAAAUCACAGACAGGCGGACUAUGGUGGUCGGACGAGGGGCGAGUGGACGCGAAAUAAUGAACAGGAAAAGUUCACCCCACUCAACAUUCCUAGGAGGCAAAUACUCCAUGACGUCAACAACGCAUCACUCUUUGAGUUCCCGGCAGCGACUGAUCGUCAGCAAAUUGAGCGUCUUAUCAAGGAGGGUCGUUUAAAGAAGUUCGUGGCGAGAAAGCAUGAUGAAGGCUCGUCCAACAGACAACGUAGACAUGAAGGAGAAGAUACAAAAGGAGGUAGGCACAAAGGAAGGUCUCCUCCCAGAGACCUUCCAGAAAAAAGGUCGGAGACCCAUCAACAGGCUGUUCAUGGAGAUUUUAACACCAUAACGGGGGGAUUUGCUGGAGGAGGCCCGACGUCAGUGGCGUGGAAGAGAUAUUCCCGAUCGGUGUUAUCUGUCUCGGAAUGGGCGCGACCACAUCGGCCAGCCAUCACGUUCUCGGAUGUCGACUACGAAGGGGUGUCUCCCCACGAGGACGACCCUAUAUGA